ACUACGAGGCUGUUUCAGUCAUUCCAUUUCCUCAGAACGAGAGACGUUAGUUUUUUCUAUACUUUAUAAAUGCAUUGACAUGCUGCUCGGUUGUGGAACAGCAUUGGGCAGGAUCGCCUUAGUAAUUUUAUUAGCCUAUGACUGGUGGCUUAAUUAAUGUAGCAAUUUUUUUUUACAAAUUAGUCGGACAAGUUUAAUGAGAAGACUUCGAGGUAUAUGUCACUCUUCUGCAUAUCUUUUUUAGCAUAUCAACAUGUGGCAUGGGCUUUUGGUGUGGGUCACGGAAGAUCGUCCUGGAAGAACUUGAGAAGAGAUCAUGAUUCACACUAACUGCAUGAAGAAUUUCCUCAUGUUAAAAUGAAUGAGAAACCCAAUAAAUGGAUUUUCAUCCCAAUUUUAGCCAUUCUUUUUGUCAUGAUUGGGUAUCAAUAUAUUUGCCCGGCAGGCAGUCAGUCUUGUCAUUUUAGGACCGGCGAUAAACUGGUGGGGAACGGUCCACUAUCCACUCCGUACCCGACUACCGAUGUCCUGGACCGGGACCAGGACCCGGAGGAAGACAAUCCUCCUAAAUAUGUGUCCAAAUUUAACUUCACAGAGCGAGAUUUGACACGCGACGUUGAUUUCAACAUAAAGGGAGAUGAUGUGAUUGUGUUUUUGCACAUCCAAAAGACAGGAGGAACCACUUUUGGAAGACACCUAGUCAGGAAUAUCCGCUUAGAACAGCCUUGCGAGUGCAAACCGGGACAAAAGAAAUGCACGUGCCACCGGCCCGGUAAACAGGAGUCCUGGCUCUUCUCGAGGUUUUCCACUGGCUGGAGCUGCGGUUUGCACGCAGAUUGGACUGAACUGACCAACUGUGUGCCUGUGAUUAUGGACAAAAAGCAAUCCCCAAAGCGAAGGAGGAACUUCUACUACAUCACCAUGCUACGAGACCCUGUAUCACGUUACCUGAGUGAAUGGAAGCACGUGCAGCGUGGUGCUACCUGGAAGACUUCCCUUCACAUGUGUGAUGGACGCUCACCCACACAGGACGAGCUGCCCACCUGCUAUAGUGGAGAUGACUGGUCGGGGGUCACUCUGCAUGAGUUCAUGGACUGCCCUUCCAACCUGGCCAACAACCGGCAGGUGCGUAUGUUGGCCGAUCUCAGUCUGGUGGGCUGCUACAACCUCUCCACCAUGAAUGAGAGUGAACGAAACCCUAUUCUGCUAGCUAGCGCCAUGAGCAACCUGAAGAACAUGGCUUUUUAUGGCCUGACUGAAUUCCAGCGCAAGACACAGUUCCUGUUUGAGCGUACCUUUCGUUUGAGAUUUAUUUCCGCUUUCACGCAGCUCAACAGUACGCGCGCCGCCAAUGUGGAGCUGCACGACGACAUGCGACAUCACAUAGAACAACUGAAUUUUCUGGAUAUGCAGUUGUAUGACUUUGCCAAGGACUUGUUUGUGCAGAGAUACCAGUUCAUACGGCAGCGCGAGCGACAGGAGGAGAGAUUGAAGAGGAGGGAGGAGCGGCGCUGGCUCAGGAAGCGGCGAGUUAACCAAAGCAAGCAACCAAGUGAGGAAGCCCAACCUCAGGUCACCACAACUGAGGACUAUGCCAGCCAAGUGGUCCGUUGGUGAUACCUCUUGGAAACAGGCACAAUGACACAGAGAACAUAACAGGACAUGUGUAGAAGAGUAGGAAGAGUAAACAUUCUCUAAUGAGUUUCUUUUGUCAUGAGGCUGGCAAGCAUUUCACAGGCCUGUUGGUUUUUAAAAGAUUUCUGCUGAUUCACCUGCAAUGAAAUCUAGAUGGCAAUGUAUACAUAGAAUGCAAUCAAAUUGCUAACCACUGUCACUAAUUCAAUUAAAGUCAAGUGUGACACUCCUGUACUACCCCAUCCGUACGGGAGUCAAACUGGCAUCUCCAGCAUGGGAGGUGGGUGCGCUAACAAGGAGGCUAAAGGCUACAGCCCCUAGCAUCAGUCGUUGAGGUCAGGAGAGUGAGGUUUAUACAUAUUGCACAGCUAUCUUUCAGCUGACUACCAUUACACAAGCAAUCCCCAAAAUCUAUGUGAAGGAACAACAUACCUACUCAACAAAAUUAUACAAAGGUACAACAGUGAGGGGCAGUUCAUUGCAUUAAAAAGGCAAGACAUGGUGCAAUAAGCAGAAGAGAACGCAGGUGUCUCGGGACACGCUUUUAGCAGCUGAAGAUAUUUUAACUUGACACCUCCUCUAAAACAAUGCAACACUCUUGUGUAAGAUGCUGAAAAAACAGUGAGAUGUGGCGCAAUGGUAAAAGAUGUCUGUCUAGCAAGAGUUUACAUAGGCAAACUAUUAAAAAACAGCACAGAUGAAUACAAAAAUGCAUUUGGUGUGAACUGCCCCAAAGGGGCAUGCAUGCAGGACACAUUAUUAUACUUUUAAAAACAGCCUUAAAUUUUUAAAAACAGACCUUAUUCACUGUAGCGCCAUCUUUGAUUUUUAAUGGGAAUGACAAUGUUGCUGUGAGGGAUAGACUUGCUGGCUCUUGAGUGGCACACACACUAUAAAGCUUCAAAAACUCCUAGAUCACAUCUGAUUUUCCACAACUCAUGUUGUCUGGAGUUUUUUGUCUACUGACUGUUCUUGAAAAUAUAUUUUUUUCAAUGCUUCGUUGGUGAACGAUCCAAAAACACUUUAAACUGCAGUACAGCCCAUUGAAGAGACUGUACAUCUAUCCUUCAUAGUCUUGUUUUCAACAUUCCUAUUAAAAAUGUAAAGAUGCCACUUCUGUGAAUGAGGUCUAUGCAGACACGUUUUUAAUGUUUUUAAUUUAAGGAUAGACUCACAGUUGAGGAGAUAUUUCUCUUCUUUUUUUGAAAGUAGCUUGUGUUAGUUUUUCCAUGAUACGCCAUACAAAUGAGGAUUACUGGACACUGCCAUUACAGGAGCCAUGUCUAGCCUUGUGGCCAGUUGCUACUGUAAAUACUAUAAUACACUAUAAAUCUGGGGGAUAGACCUGUACCCAGCCCUUUCUGAAUAUUUAAAUGUUUUAAAACAGACAUUGAUUUGCAAUGUGUAAAUAAAAUUAACAAUUUGUACACUAAAAAUGCAACCGUUGUGCCAUGAGAUGUGAUGUGCUAAGAGUCAGGGCUGGACGGGUAAUCUGGCAUACCGGGCAUUUUCCUGGUAUGCCGACGCUAUUUGGGGCCGAUCAGGGACGAACUGACCAUCGGGAGAACCGAGCGGGCUUGAAACGUGGCGAAUGGGCCGAGAUAAGUUAAAAUGAGCCAGCACGAUAUGAAGAACG
Molecule: messenger RNA, 3271 nt
Organism: Xyrauchen texanus (razorback sucker)
Lineage: Eukaryota; Metazoa; Chordata; Actinopteri; Cypriniformes; Catostomidae
Product: heparan-sulfate 6-O-sulfotransferase 3-B
Exons: 2
Coding region: 358-1617 (419 amino acids)
Cellular component (GO): membrane
Molecular function (GO): heparan sulfate 6-sulfotransferase activity
Source: RefSeq, a predicted model, not a curated record